Molecule: messenger RNA, 1055 nt
Organism: Linum tenue
Lineage: Eukaryota; Viridiplantae; Streptophyta; Magnoliopsida; Malpighiales; Linaceae
Source: the annotation of a GenBank genome assembly
AUGGUCCGACGCCGGAGAUCGGACGGGGUCCGACCGCCGGCGUCAGGUGCUGGUCUGGCAGCAGUUGGUGGUCUGGCGGCGGAGGUGGUCUCAUUAACGGCGGUGAUGGUCGGCCGGCGGUGGUUGUCGGUCGGCGGUGUUGGUCGGCUGGCGGGAUUUCGGAGGCUGAAGUAUUCGGUUGGAGUUACUUGCGACGAAGGGGUGGAAGGGAUUUGAAGAAAAACCAGAUCCAGAUAUGGGUUGAUAUUCACCCAGGUGGCUUCCCUCUUCCAUCGAGUUUGCUUGGUAAGGACUCAGGGUGAUGUUGAUCAGGUGUUGCUUUUAGUCGAACACGUCCGUAGAGAAAGAUUUUUCCUUCGACCUCCCCAAGGCCAAGAGGGGAUACCUAUGGAAUCAGGUAAUCAAGCUCCAUCCAGUUAUUUGAAGUGGAGGUCUGUGCUUUGAGGUAUUGAUUUGCAAGUGUAUAAAUUGGGUACUACAUACAUUGUCAACCUCCUCUCUUUCUUCAAUAUUAGGGUGGGAAGUGAGAUGAGUAGCAAGCAAAAUAAACAAAGCUGCUGAGUGAGCUUUGUUUUGCCAAAGAUGUAAGGAUUUUGCUUGGUGAUAUAAUCGUCGUUGGGUUCUUUCAUUAUGGUCUGGGAAUUUCAGCUGCUGUAAGGAGUUCCACAAUUCUGGGUUGGGGCAUGAAUGAAGCAUAUAGUUAGUUAAGUGUACGUAAUGCAUUAACUAAAUCCUGGUAACUAUUGACUUUCAAUUUUUGCUUGACUUUUUCUACAACUUGACUUUCCUUUUAUUCUCUAUAUUUAUAUUUAUGCUUUGCUAACGGUUGUUUGCAGUAGCGAUGGGAAGUUACAGGCUGAGGCUAGGGAUCUCUUGCAAACCCGGUGACCUUAUAGAGGAUUUCAUUUACGAAUAUUAGCCAUAGUCAAAUGUAUUUUUGUUUACAAAAUAUACACAUGUCAUGCUAAUGGAAUCUAAAUUUAUGUUCAUUUAUUUGUUGAUUUCGGUGUUGAGAGUGAUUAUUGAAUUGUUAUUUACCUAAUAUAAUGAUUAUA